GGUCGCUCUGCUCUCUGCCGAUCCUCUCCUUCCUCCUCCUCCUCCUCCUCCUCCUCCCCUCAUCCUCCCUCAGAUAUACUACAGCAUAGGAACAAAAAAAAAAUCUGAUCAAGCUUUUCCGGUCUGCUAGCCCUAAUUUCCUCUGAAGACCUCUGGCGUUGGAGCUGAGGGGACGCGCAGGCAGAGAGAUCCUGGACGCGGAGCAGCGAGGAGGAGACACCGGUGGGGGGGAGGCAAUUAACGCGUAUCGCCACAACCCCGCACGCCUCUGCUAACGGGAGCCCGCGCACGGUAAUGCCUCCUGUCGGUGUAAUGUGCCCGGGGAGGAGGAGGAGUGUGUGAAAGGGAGAGCAGGAAUGGUUCGGCGGAUGGGAGCGCACACGGUUCUCGCCGCGGCCGCUCCGUGCCGUCUCCCGUCCGCGCGUCUCUCCGUGAAGCCGCCUCAGAGCGCACACCGAUGCCCGUCCUCUCCUCCGCCGUCCUGCUGCGCCCACCUCCGGGUAUUUGUCCGACUCGUCGUUACAUAACGCAGCGUCUUUGUCGCUUUUGACUGACUGCAUUUCCCCAGAGCCAGGAGCGGGGGACAGACACAGAACCGCCCCGGCAGCAGGAGCAGCGAGCGGCGGCAGGCGGCUGGAGCAAGAGCCGGGCUGUGCCGCCUUUGCUGUCGUGGACUGGAGGACUAGCAGGAGGAUACAGAGAGGGUGGAAACCUGAGUCCAGCGGUGAUGAGAGCUCACUCCGAGUGGAUUUCGCUGGUGUGCUGCCAGAAGCAUCUGGAAAGGAUAACACAGGGAUACACUCCCCCUCCAGAGGACCAGAGGAUAAUUCACAUCUCAGACAUUUCACUGUUCCAGCUCUGAAGUCUCUUUAGCUCGUGUUUAUAUGUGAGAUUGGCAGAAUUUGGGUUCACAACCAGAUUUCCCUCUUUGCACCAGCGGUUUGGACAUGUUGGAUAACCGGUGCAGUCAGUAAGUGAUUGAAGGACGAGCAUCCUCACCCAGAAACAAAUACACAUUCCUGCAAGGCGUCCUCGGAGCUAUGCAGUGAAGAUGUGUGCAGCCAGGUUCAGCGGCUGCCUCAACGGCUGUGCCGAGGAGGCCCCCGGUGGCGCCUCGGGGGCUCCUGGUCCCGUCACGGCCUCCAGGAUGCUGGACUGGACAGAAGCCGGUCCCCGCAUCCUCCACAGCCUGGAGAUGGGGACGGUGAUGACCGUCUUCUACCAGAAGAAGUCCCAGCGGCCUGAGAGGAGAACCUUCCAGAUAAAGCAGGACACGCGGCAGAUAGUGUGGAGCCGAAACCCCGACAAAGUAGAAGGAGAGAUCGACAUACGAGAGAUUCGGGAGCUGCGGUUGGGGAAGGGCUCCCGUGAUUUCGAGCGCUAUCCUGAAGAGGCCCGGAAGCUGGACUCCACCCACUGCUUCAUCGUGCUCUACGGGCUGGAGUUUCGCCUCAGGACGCUCAGUGUGGCUGCCUUCAGUGAGGAGGAGGUCAACAUGUGGAUCACUGGUCUCAACUGGCUGAUGACUGACACUCAGAGAGCGCCCGCACCGCAGCAGAUAGACAGGUGGCUGAGGAAACAGUUUGAAGUCAUGGACAGGAACCACGAGGGCAGCAUCACAGUGAAGGAUGUGAAAGCUCUGCUGCCUCAGGUCAACUACAGAGUCCCCAACAUGCGCUUUCUCAAAGACAAACUACAGGAGGUGGAGGCCAGGAGCGAUCUGUCAUACCCAAACUUCGCACAGCUCUACAGAACGCUGAUGUUCGACACACAGAAGAGUAUUAUUGAGCAGCUGGAGCUCUCCUUCCCUCUGCGGAAUGUCGACAGACCAGAGCUUUGUCAGAUCUCCCUCUACGACUUCCAGAAGUUUUUACAGAUGGACCAGAAGGACUCCUGGGCAUCGGAUCUGAGUCGUGUCAGAGAGUUCCUCAUGGGGUACAUGAGGGGUGGACCACAGCCUGAGCCCAUGCUACAACUUGACGAGUUCCUGACAUUCCUGUUCUCUAAAGAGAAUUCCAUAUAUGAUCCUCGACUUUCGACUGUUGUUCCUGAUGACAUGAAAAGGCCGCUGUCUCAGUAUUGGAUCUCCUCUUCACACAACACCUACCUGACAGGUGACCAGUUUUCCAGUGAAUCCUCUCUAGAAGCCUACGCCCGCUGCCUGAGGAUGGGCUGCCGCUGCAUCGAACUGGACUGCUGGGACGGACCUGACGACCUACCGAUCAUCUACCACGGCCACACUUUAACUUCCAAAAUCAAAUUCCUGGAUGUGCUGCACACCAUCAAAGAACACGCCUUCGUCACAUCCGAGUAUCCUGUGAUCUUGUCCAUUGAAGACCACUGCAGCGUGGUCCAACAGAGAAACAUGGCCACACACUUUAAGAAGGUGUUUGGAGAUCUGCUGCUCACCAAGCCAGUUGACAACAACGCAGAGGAGCUUCCCUCACCCCACCAGCUCCGCAGGAAGAUCCUCAUCAAGCACAAGAAACUGGUGGAAGGCACGCUUUAUGAAGAAGUGUCCUCAGCCAGCUACUCUGAAAACGACAUCAGCAACUCUCUGAAGAACGGCAUCCUUUACCUCGAGGACCCCAUCGACCACACGUGGACUCCACACUAUUUUGUCCUGACCAGUAAUAAGAUUUAUUACUCAGAAGAGACGUCUCAUUACCAGACAGCUGAUGAAGAGGAGGACGAUGAAGGAAAAGAGGAGUGUAACAACAACGAGCAGCACUGUGCAGAGCGCUGGUUCCACGGGAAGCUGGGUGGAGGUCGCGAUGGUCGGCAGGUGGCUGAGAAGCUCCUGCAGGAGUACUGCGAGGGCGGGGCCAAAGACGGCACCUUCCUGGUCCGGGAGAGCGAGACGUUUGUGGGAGACUACACCCUCUCGUUCUGGCGGUCUGGUCGAGUCCAGCACUGCCGGAUCCAUUCACGUCAGGAGUCUGGCUCCACUCGCUUCUACCUGACUGACAACCUGGUGUUUGACACCCUCUACCGCCUCAUCUGCCACUACAGAGACACGCCUCUGCGCUGCAAUGAGUUCGAGAUGAGGCUGGGCAGCCCCGUACCUCAGCCCAACGCACACGAGAGCAGAGAGUGGUACCACUCCAGUCUGUCCCGCGUUCAGGCUGAACACAUGCUGAUGCGAGUUCCCAGAGACGGAGCUUUCUUGGUGCGAAAACGCAGCGAACACAACUCCUACGCCAUCUCCUUCAGGGCGGAGGGAAAGAUCAAACACUGUCGUAUCCAGCAGGAAGGCCGUCUCUUCAUGUUGGGCAGCUCAGCAGAGUUUGAGAGUCUGGUCGACCUUGUGAGCUACUACGAGAAACAUCCUCUGUAUCGCAAGAUGAGGCUCCGGUACCCCAUCAAUGAGGACACUCUGGACCGGAUGGGCACCACUGAGCUUGACUACGGGGCACUGUAUGAGGUCCGAACUCCUCAUUUCUAUGUGGAGGCCAAUAAGAUGCCCACAGCACGGUGUACGGUCAAAGCUCUGUAUGACUAUCGAGCUCAGAGGGAAGACGAGCUCUGUUUCCCCAAACAGGCGCUCAUCCUCAACGUGGACAAACAGGAGGGCGGCUGGUGGCGAGGUGACUACGGAGGAAAGAAACAGCUGUGGUUUCCUGCAAACUACGUGGAGGAGGUUCCCAGUUCUCCCACCAGAGAGCUGGAUGAAGCAUCCACAGAGAACAGUCCCCUUGGAACAUUUCUCAAGGGCUUCAUUGAUGUACCCACCUGUCAUGUAGUGGUGCACAAGGAUGGGAAGAACUCGCGGCCCUACGUAUGCACGAUCCACUCCCAGCACCUGUCCUCGCACCCAGUCCAGACUCUGGAUGUGGCGGCCGACACUCUGGAGGACCUAACCGGUUGGGUCAGCAAGAUCAGAGAGGCUACGCAGAACGCUGAUGCACGGAUGCAGGAGGAGAAGCAAAUGGAGAGGAGGAAGAAGAUCGCGGUGGAGCUGUCCGAGCUAGUGGUCUACUGCAGACCUGUCCCCUUCAACGAGGACAAGAUCGGGACGGAGAGGGCGUGUUACCGGGACAUGUCCUCCUUCCCAGAGACAAAGGCAGAGAAGUUUGCGACUCGCGGCAGAGGGAAACGCUUCCUGCAGUACAACCGCCGUCAGCUUUCCAGAGUUUAUCCCCGAGGACAGAGGCUGGACUCGUCCAACUACGACCCACUGCCCAUGUGGCUCUGUGGCUCCCAGCUGGUCGCACUCAAUUUCCAGACCCCAGACAAACCCAUGCAGCUGAACCAGGCCCUGUUCAUGCUCGGAGGCGGCAGCGGCUACGUUCCCCAGCCUGACAUCAUGAGAGACGACGCCUUUGACCCUUUUGACAAGGACACCUUACACGUGGAGCCAAUCACCAUCCAGUUACAGGUCCUGGGGGCCCGUCAUCUGCCUAAAAAUGGCCGCAGCAUCGUCUGUCCCUUUGUGGAGGUGGAGAUCUGUGCAGCUGAUUACGACAGCUGUAAGUGCAAGACAGACGUUGUAGCUGAUAACGGUCUGAAUCCUGUGUGGGUGCAGAAGCAGUUUGUGUUUGACAUCCACAACCCCACCUUCUCCUUUCUGCGCUUCACCGUCUACGAGGAGGACAUGUUCAGUGAUCCUAACUUCCUGGCUCAGGCGACCUACCCGGUCCGUCUGCUACGAACAGGCUACAGGAGCGUCCCUCUGAAAAACAGCUACAGUGAAGAACUGGAGUUGUCUUCACUUCUGGUCCACAUAGAGAUCGUCAAUGCAAAGGAGGAAGACGAUGAGAACCUGUACAUGUCCAUCCAGCGGCUGCGGGAUCGAACCAGCGAACUGUCGAACCAGGUUUCCCUCCUGGAGAGGUCGGGCUCAGGGGAUCUCAGCUACCAGCAGAGUCUGGAGGAGCUCAGAGCGGCUCAGGACCAGCUGAGUGAGCUGGUGGAGGCUCGAAACCGCAGGCUGAUGGAGAAGAAGAGGAGGGAGAAGCUGAGGCAGCAGGUCGCAGCAAAGCGCAGCUAAUCUUCCCGUCCACCAGAGAGCGCUCAAGUCCAACACAAACGGUGCCUGACAGCCUGAGGAGACAACAGGCUCUCAAUCCAUUUAUAACUGGAAACAAAAAGCUGUUAAGUACCGUGUUGUACUGACAGCGGAGGAAAAAAGUGACAGAAACAUCUCAUGGACUAAAAAAUAAACCUCACAAAACUAAGCUACAAACACAAUCAUGGACUGAAGGCUGAAACACAUUAAGAGUAUUGUAAUUAUUAUUGUAGAUGGGUUUUCUUCUGAUGUUUUCAUGGAAACAAAAGAGACAGGAGAGGUGAAGGGUCAAAAGACAGAUUUCUGAAUUUCAAUAUCCUGAUUAGAAAUGAAAUUAUUAGGGGAAAUCAAUCUAGAUCUAAUUUUGAUAACUGAUUCAGCCAUUUUGCAAGAAAAAAAAUCAGCGAUGUUUGCAGGUUCCUGCGUCUCUAACGCACUAAAAUCCCAAGACAGUAAACUCACUAUCGGGUUAAAUUAAUGUUACAUUGCAAACAAUAAAUCUGUGUUAAAAUCCUAGAACUAAACCAAAAAUCACAAUCUUAAUCAUCGCCAUCACACUGUCGACGAUGACCGAUGAUGCUUUACCGUCCAGAGAACUUGCCGUGUUGCAUUCAUAGAAAUAAACCAACAUUUUCUUAUCAUCUACGGAUACAUCUCAUGCAAUACAAGAACCCGUGUUCUUCCCUGAAUUAUUAGUGAAAAGAAAACGUUCUAAAAACGCCACCAAAGGAUCAAACAUAUUGCUGACAAACGACUGCACAAAGAGCUAUAUUUUCUGCCCCUAAAUUUACCUCUGAUGAGUUUUCAGAUGUAUUUACAACAUAUAACUAUUAUGGAAUAUAACCAUAAUCAUAUCCAUAUAAAAAACACAUUAUAUUGGGGACCCACUAAAAGACCUCCAGUGGGACUCACUACAUUGAAGACUAUUAAGAUCAAUGAAAAAACACCAAACAUUUGCUGGUUCAAGCUCAAGAAUUCUUUGUGUUAUCUGAUCAUAAAUUGUUCAUUUUCAGGACUAUUAAUUGGACAAACAAGCUAUUUGAAGUUGCCAGCUGGAGCUUAAGGAAAUAAUAACAGGCAUUCACCAUUUUAUGGACAAAAAACUUACGCGAUCAAUUGAGAGAAUUAACGUUAUUUGCACUAAUCAUGAUGAGUGAGUCUGGCAGAGUUUUAGACUUCUCACGUAGUGAAUGUCAGCUAAUUAUAAUAAAUAUGCUGCUGGCCAAAUGCCACCACAACAAAAAGUCAAAAAUAAAUGAAUGCUGUCCAACAGAAUAAAGAUUACAACCCCCACCCCCUCACACACACACACACUUAUAUAACAAAAUCUGGCCAGGCUGCUUCUUGACACACGUUUUAGUGCAGCUGGUGAUACAACAAACACGAAAAGCCUUUUGGAAAUUUAAGUUUUAAGCUCUUUCUGUGUUUUGGUCUUCAGCAAGAGGAAAUAAGGGAGAAGAAAAACUCAGGUUACACCGAUGGAUGGAAUUAAAUAAGCUCAGAUAUCUGGAUGGAAAAAAGGGAGUAGUGGGCACACGUAGCAAAAAAAAUAAAUAUCAUGUAUGUGCCUUUUGACGUGGAGAAUAAUUAGUCGAGUGUUUAACAAAAGACUGCUUUCUGUACAACUGGAAGAGUGGCUCUUUAAGGGAAACCUAACAAACUGGGAGGAGGAAUAUCGCUCGCUUGGCUCGGACCACUACUCAUGAAAUGGGUUUUAAAAAGGGAUUUAAAAGACUUAAGUCUGUUCCUCCUCAGUUUUUUUUUUUUUUUUUGGGGGGGGGGUGAUCACGUGGACUCUGCCCUCAGGUGGGUGGGGCUCCUGUCACAGAUGUUCCUGUUCUACCUGGGAGAGCACAAACUGGAAUGUCCAAAUCCAAUCCAAACCACACCGAGAAGGUCUUUUAAUACUUCUUCAAAAAGGGCUCUAAAUAAAUCUAUACUACCUUAAGAGGCACGAGGAGAGCAAACAAGGGCUAUCACAGAAAACUAGCAGAGCACUCUGUCACCUGCCUGUUCAGAUGUAUCGCCUCACGUCUGAACCACAGGACCAGGAUCAGUUCCCAUCGUCUGGCUCUAAUCAACAGCUGUGGCUCAACUGGUCCUGGAUCUGCUAAAAAAACGGCUUCAAUUCGACCCCACUGCAUGGCUUCAUAUCUAAUAAUGCCCCCCCUCCCCUCCCCUCCCCUCUGUAGCUACUUCACCUUCCCAUCAGCCCCCCCUGUCUGAUUUCUUACUGUAUAUAACUUCUUUUAUUUAUCAAACGGGUGUAAAUCCUGUUUCAAUAGAUGAAAGAACAUACUAGAAGAAUGAUAAUGGACUUCAGAUUGAAGAUGCUGUAACUUUAUGUAGAAAUUAAUAUCGUGUACCUGGAGCUCCCUUUAAAAUGUCCCCGUAGACACAAACCUCUCUUUCUCCCUGCGCUGCACUCGCACUGGGUAGGGACUUCUAUGCAAAGGUCGUCUUCUCGGCCAAUAGACGUCGUGUAUUAGGCGAUUUGACUCAAGUUGUGUUUCCUCUCCGUAUCUAUGCUAACUGUGUCCAGUAUUAUUACUCUGCAUUACAAAUCCUGUGCAAGUUUCCAUUUAAUAAAAGCUCUUUCAUGUA
Molecule: messenger RNA, 7612 nt
Organism: Dicentrarchus labrax (European seabass)
Lineage: Eukaryota; Metazoa; Chordata; Actinopteri; Moronidae
Product: 1-phosphatidylinositol 4,5-bisphosphate phosphodiesterase gamma-1
Exons: 32
Coding region: 1052-4990 (1312 amino acids)
Biological process (GO): phosphatidylinositol-mediated signaling; positive regulation of epithelial cell migration; phospholipid catabolic process
Molecular function (GO): protein binding; calcium ion binding; phosphatidylinositol-4,5-bisphosphate phospholipase C activity
Source: RefSeq, a predicted model, not a curated record